This is a messenger RNA of Xenopus laevis (African clawed frog), 3180 nucleotides long. RefSeq names its product ral guanine nucleotide dissociation stimulator-like 2 (gene rgl2.L). Gene Ontology annotation, molecular function: guanyl-nucleotide exchange factor activity. Gene Ontology annotation, biological process: small GTPase-mediated signal transduction; Ras protein signal transduction; signal transduction. Lineage: Eukaryota; Metazoa; Chordata; Amphibia; Anura; Pipidae. Bases 575 to 2671 code for a protein of 698 amino acids. Gene Ontology annotation, cellular component: plasma membrane. The transcript has 19 exons. The record is from RefSeq and is a predicted model, not a curated record.
UCUGCCCAUACAGAAAAUGAGGAACCUAUUAUUAGCCUGCUAUAAGUACUUCUGCUUCACAUUCUUCAUUUAGUUACAUCUAAUGGAGCAUAAGAAGCUUUCCUCCUGCUGGUAAUAAAUGUAAAAACGUUAAAAUGCUGUCUCACAUAUCUAAAAGAUUAUGACUUGAAUGAGAAAGAUCACUGGCGGUUUGACAUGACUUUUAGUAAAGGGGAGAUGGUACAAGAGAGGGGAAAUUGGAUGUGACGCUGGUCUCAGGAUAAGGUGAGGUAGAGGGGGACGUUCUAAUUCUGGGGACCUCUAUGCACAACUUGAGACAUUACUUGAAACUGAAAGGAAUCAUUGCCAAGGAAAGAAAAAUCAGAUAUGUCUCUUAGUAGGAAAAAUCUGUUCUGAGAGAGCUGCCGCCUUCACAGUCUCCAACAAGUAGUCGUACUGAGGAACCCACACAGACCACUCUGCAUUGCAACAUUACUACAACUUCUCCAGAGCAAGUGAUAAGGCUAAUAGCCCAGUCCUCAUGUUGUGCCUAUGACUCUGUGACAUCAGAUAAACAUUGUGUGUGGUUUUACACAUGAAGGCUCAAACACCACGGUUGCCCCAGGAGGAAGAGAGGCGAGGAUCCAGGUUACGAGAAACCCAAACAGAGGCAUUGCAGUAUGUGGGUGAGGAGGAGCAGGAUGGAGCUGUGUAUGCUGUGUACCUGAGGAACACUAAUACACAGCAGACUCCAGUUAAAGUGCUAGUACUUCGUGCUGGAACUCUCCAAAAGCUUGUCUAUCAUCUGUUGGACUCCCGCAUCCUUGGGGACACUACGUACAUCCCAGCAUUCCUUGCAACGUAUCGCACCUUUACUUGCACUAAUGAAGUGCUCAGGAUACUGCUUCAUAGGUCAGAGAUAGACAGCUGUGGCCACAAUUAUGAUAUCCAUAAAUGUAGCGAUGAGGAUGUCAACAGCCUGUUUUGUGCCUGGAUGACUCAGUACCCAGAAGAUUUUUCAUCUCUGGACACUGAGAAGAGACAACAACUGUCAAGACUUUUGAAAGGCAACAUGUGGAAAAAGCUCCAGGAACUGCAAGUGGGAGAAAAAGAUGCUAAGGAUAGUUCCAAUGCACUGGCACAUGAGACAGGUCCCUCUGACCCUUUAGAUAUCCUGACCUUCCAGGCUGGCCACGUGGCUGAGCAACUGACAUCUAUGGAAGCUUCCCUUUUCUUGCGUGUGGUCCCAUAUGAAUGUCUGGGCUCAGUGUGGUCUCGAAGGGACAAGGCUGGAAGUAACUGGAAUCGAUGCCAGUCAGUCAGAGAAACUGUUCAACACUUUAAUCGUCUUUCAGGGGCAGUGACAUCUUCAUGUGUCCGAGACCCCCAACUAAAACCACAGCAAAGAGCUCGAAUCAUAGAAAAGUGGAUGAAAGUGGCAGAGGAGUGCCGGUCCCUCAGGAAUUUCUCUUCUGUAUAUGCCAUUAUAACUGCAUUGCAAAGCACUGCUGUACACAGACUGAAGAAAGUGUGGACAGAAACAUCCAGGGAAAUUCUACGCAGUUACCAGGAAAUGAGGGAAGUUUUCAGUGAAAAAGAUAAUUAUGCCCGAAUGAGAGAGUUGCUCUUUCAGUCUCAAGAUCAACCUGAAAUAACAUCAAAAAGACAACAGCCUCGAGCAAGAGAUUCCAGAACAGUGCAGGGGGUAGUUCCAUAUCUUGGAGUGUUCCUCACUGACUUGGUCAUGUUGGAUUCAGCCAUCAGGGAUCAGCUAGAGAAUGGUUACCUGAACUUUGAAAAAAGAAGAAAGGAGUUUGAGGCCCUAUCUCAAAUACGAAUCUUGCAAUCUGUCUGCCAAGGAUAUCGACUCCAUUCUGAUCCUCAUUUUAUCACAUGGUUUCAGAAACUUCAGCAAAUUAGUGAGGCAGAAAGUUACCAGCUGUCAUGUGAUAUUGAACCUACUCAAGAUACUGUAACAAUGUCAAAUCCACCGAAACCAAAGGUGGUCAUCACACACUGCACAGAUCUCCUGGCUGCCAUUGCAGCCCCAUUUGGUCCUAGCAUGCAUGUAGUAUCCUGGGAUACACCUUGUGAUGGAAAGAUGACUCUCAGCCUUAGUCCGCACAAGAAGAGCCCAUCAGUACCAGCUCUGGACACUCAGAGUUCACCAAAGCUGCCUAUCAAAGGGCUUCUUGCAUUAAGUCCAGCAGCACGCACUCACAGGCGCUCUGCCUCUUGUGGAAGUGCUAUAAAUGCUUCUGCAGAGCCUCAUCCAUCUCUGGAUCAUACGGCAGAGCAAUCUUCACUCAUUGGCUCCAACGCAGAACAUCGCAUCAUCCGCGUGCAAGUGGAGCCAGCUGAGGAGAGCAGUGUGUACAAAAGUGUGAGGAUCAGCAGUCAGGAGAAAGCACCUGCUGUUAUUGAUCGGAUUCUCAGAAAACAUCACAUGAGUUCUCAAGGGCCACAUGAACUUAUCCAACUGCUGCCGGAGGGCAAAGAAUUGGUUAUUCCAGGGAAAGCGAAUGUUUUCUAUGCCAUGAGCUCUGCAAGCUUGGAUUUUAUUCUCCGUCCCCACCAGACUACAAGUCUAACAUCUUCUACAGACACUCCGGCACCCAGCAAAAUGUUCAUCAGUGCCACAAUCCCAAAGGUCAAAGCAAAGGCAGGAGACCUCGCAAGAGCACUUUUCUAAAGCUCACCAUUCGCCUGCUCCCAAAGGCCUGUAGUAAAUGUGCAGGGAAUGGUGCUAUACUGAAAUAUAAAUAUGACAGGAGUGUGUGUUAUUGACUUUACAAUGACUUAAGGGGACAUCACAGUCGUAUGGCCCUACAAGAUGCUCCAGUACACUAUGGCCUACAAUGAUCUCAAGUGCCAAGACAUACUAAUGGAAACCUCUAGUGCCUGUCAUAAGGGAGUAAUGCAAUAAACCCAAUGUUACAGAUCUUGUGCUGGAAGUGACAUCAGACAUGUAUAAUGUUGUUGUGCUGCUGAGAGUUCCAUAUACACUAUUGGAAGAACACUAUUAUAUUUGUAUGAUUAUGGAAAUGUGGAUUUUACUGUACAUACACCUGUAUAAAAACAACAACUCUGUGCUGGUUAUAUAUUUAUUAACUGUAAUUACAUUGUAUGCAUAUAUACAUACCUUUUUCAUAUUGUGGGUAUACAUUAAAAAAGAACAAGUGUAAAUGCACUUAAAUUUCA